GUUUAUAACAUGGAGAAUUACAAGCGACCGUUUGGUUAUUGUAAGUAAAGUACAUUAUAACUGUUUGCUUGCUUAAUGUUUAGCGCUAUUUACAGCUAAUAGACUGUUCCUUGAAAGUGCGUAAUUGGGUCGAGAAGAGGCCGACUGUUUGAGAUAGGAAAUAAUAUCUGGCGUGCGAUUGUGGUCGCUCUACAGAACCAACAAAGGGAACAAUGCCAAUUGAUUUUUCUAGAUUAUAAAUAUAAGGUGUCGCUCAAAUGUUUCUCUGAAUUUCGGGCGUCCUAUAAGGACUAUAAGCGGACAUCAAGAUUCUUUUGCUGGUUAUAACCGCACAAACUACAAUUCCAAUAAACCCAUGUAGUUAAUUAUAAGUAUAUAUAUAUAGGUAUGCAGAAUUUUAUUAUAUUUCUCCUUGGCUUUUAUAUAUAUAGUUCUAUGAUAUUUUUUGUGUUAAUUUGUUUCAAAUCCGGUGUGUCAUAUUUACAUUGACUGGCGGUUGAUUUUAGUUCAAUCUAGCUCCUUGUUGGGUAGUUUCAAACUUACAAAAUAACUCAAGUCUAGACAAGCUAAUGAUGUUUAUAGAAUUUAUAUUUAGAGCAAUUCAAAAAAUAUUUCGAAUUUUAUUUCACAUUAUGAAAAUCGUCCUAACCAGUUCGAAUCGUAUCAAUGUUUAAUUGUACACAUAGCUUUAAUGUUUUGCCGGAAUUACCCAUGACCCAAAUUAGUCCCUAAAUGUUGAAAAGUUGUUAAAACUGUUACUCAGCAGUUUGUUUUGACUUUUGUCCUGAUGCGGUUAAACGAUGUAUCUCAUUCAGUUUUGUAAACUAGUAAUUUAAUCCUCCAUAACUAAGAUACUAUGAAUUUAACAGCUCCUUCAUUAAUUUGCCUGUACAGACGCAUGUUGAUAUCACAGCCAGUAUAAUCAUUAGCACAUGUCACAGUGUAUCGCUACAGUAAUCUCUGUGGCUAUAGGUUUCUCAGAUCUGAACUGACUCGAGAUAGAUCAAGGCUAGAAACGUUUUUCUGCUGGGGUCUACACCGUAGGCUAGAUCGAGGCCAAUUAACCCGAUAUUGUUGUUGAAAAUAUAGACUUGCGUAGCUGGCGAUUUUGAAGCUAGGAGCUCGAUCGGGUUGAGAUGCGGGACCCGGGAUGCGCGAUUUAGGGAGGCGCGAGGCGCCAACCCGAACCCUAAAACCGCAACGCAGGCUAUGUAUGGAGAAUAUUACAAGGUCAAUAGAAAUGUGAUUAAUAUUUCAGGCCAGUUUUAGACGGCAUACUUUCUUGUGCCGAAGUGAAUGCUCAUUUGGUUCGACCUUACUGCAUUCACAGCGAACCAAUUUAUUAAGUUGUAUGUCGAAAAAGUUUGCAUGAAUAGUAAAAAUAGUUCAGUCCGACACAUGAAAUUAGCAAGCUGUUUUACUGCUGAUCUAAAUACAUUAUAAUAAGUACGACUAACUCGAUCGAAGUUAAUUGCAAGCCGGUCGAACCAAAUUCAAACUGCCGUGCCAAUUGGAUUUAGACGGCUUAUCGUGAUAAAAAUACCAAUUUGGCUACUCACUUCCCGACGAAGCUAGUGUUCGAAAUGUUACAGGUAGUUGCAUUUCUACCAACCGAAGUUUUGUUACUAAUUUUUUCAGUAUUUAGUUCGGUACAAUGUUAUGAAAAGUAGCCGUCUAAAACUGCAGCGCCUUACCGGCCCUUACCCUUUUUCCUACUGUGAUUUACAAUGUAAGACGUUCGAAAUGCUAAUUUAUGUCGCGGUUGAAUAUCGCUCCUCUAUACUCUCUGUGAUGCAAGCAUGUAUUGGAAUACCUUCAGUGAACUGUACUCCGUAAUCCGCUAAGAAUGUGGUGAACGUCGUAAGAAUAUUUUUGGUCUCAAGUUUGUCAAAAAACUGAUAAAAAUGCUCAGGCCUGAUCGUGAAAUUUUGUGUUCUUAUGGACGAAAAUAGUGUAUUUCACGUUCGCCGAGCACUUCCACAAUCCAUGCACAUCGUCAGACGUUGGACGAAAUCAGUCGGUUUAUUGCUGUGGAAGGGAAACAAUAAAUGAGAUUUUUAUCAUUAAUCUCUUGCUGCCAAGGUUUUCCUAAUCUCUUCCCAUUUUAUAGUGUGAGAAAAUCGUCAGGCUUUGUUUGGAGCAGGCAAAGGAAACCUAAUUAACUAUAUUUAUAAAGUAUAUUUUUAAAUGACUCGAUAGCUCUAUCAGUUGUAAACUGUUUUCUGUGACUGUGUAUAUAGGCAUUCAAUUUUACUGCAAUAAACGGUGGUAAUCCUCGGCAGAGCCACAGGUGAAAGUUAUACACUAUAAAGCACUUCUAUUGCGGAACUGCGAAGCUGGGGAGUGGGGCAUGGCUUCUCUACUUUUUAGCUGAGUAAAAGAAAAAAGGUAAUUCAUUUCAAUAGUUAACAUAAUCUGACCACAACAGGCUUCGUUCAUUCACGUCCAAACACACUCCACGUGAUUACAGUCUGCUAUUAUUUAUUAAGUACCAGAAACCUCUUUUUGGUACCCUAGUGACCAGUAGCUGUGUUUACCAUGAUGUUUUAGUUACUGGGAAAACUAUAAAAAUAUCAUUUACCGCCGUGAAAGACAAAUAUUUGCCCUUCCAAAAAAUGCACCAGAACAGUGCCAGUGGGAAUCAUGGAAUGUUGUAGUUAUUAGCGCGUGGGCGAUAAAAUAUACUAUCCUUUAUAGUGGUUUGAAUAAAAUGACCUUCGCAUUAAUGAAGGCUAACUGAAGGGGACAUCCCCUGCCAAUCUGAUGUGGGUGUAUGUAAAAUCGAUUCGAUUCUCAUGGUAACUUUAGUAAUUACUAUACUAAUAAUUAUUAUCUUCUUUGUCUAAAAAAUGAAGUAUCGUGAUUUCAGUUGAACGAUACUUAGUUUUUUACAUAUUAAGUAAACCAACAAUUAAAGAUCAGACAGAUCACGAGUUUUAUUCUACUCCAAUUUCUCGACAUUCUCCUACCAUUUACCCUACCGACAAGUUUUGAUGUUUUCCAGGGGGGUCAGGGCAGUCGAAAGCUUGCCCGAAUUUUUAUGGAAGAUUGCCAGUAAUGAAAUAACCAGAAUUUAACAUAUUUUCUGAUAGAUCUGCCUGGAAUUAAGCUUGACUUUCGGUCUAGUAUUUGCCCAAAUUCCCAUGGUUUCCCAACGUGUUUUUUUUUGUGUUUUUUGUUUUUGUUUUUUUUGUUUGUUUUUUUGGGGGCAAUUUGAGUUCUACUGUGUAAUUCAAGUACACAACUCACAACGUGUGCCGACUCUCUGCAUGAGUUUGUCAGAGUAACCGAGUCAAAUCCGAGUCCGAGUCAAACCGAGCCCGAGUCAAAUGUCCGAGUCAUUGCUUAAAUUAAUCGAUGGUCUUUGCAGUUCAAUGACUUAGUACCCUAAUCCUAACCAUAAUCCCACUCCUAACUUACCCUAACCCUAUUCAACUGUGAAUUUUAUUCAAUUUCGGAGCUUGUCGGUUACUGACCGACUCAAAUCCGAGUUCGAGUCAAAUGUCCAGUCACUGUUUAACUGUCUUUGUCGGUAAAAUGACUUAGUACCCUAACCCUAAACCUACUCCUAACCCUAUUCGAUUGUGAAUUUUCUUCACUUUCCUCUUUUUUUUACGCGAGUCGGGCGUUUCACUCGGGCUCGGGACUGACUCGGAUUUGACUCGGGAAAUGGAUUUACUCCUCUCUGCAUGUGUGCGACUCGUCAACUUCAAAUGCCUAUAUUAUUAUAAGGCUAUACAGAUCGAAUGGUUUUCCAUAUGUCGCGAGACUUUCGGAAAGCGUAAAAAUACUCGAGCCGCAGGGGAGUGUAAAUUUACGCUUUCCGUUGAAAGUCGAGCAACAUCCCAAGUGAAUAGUGGAUCACGCUAUCCUGCUUGGAAAACCAUUUGGUAAUUGUUUUAUAAAAUAACUACAGUGAAACAAUGACAUUUUGAGAAUUCCUCGUGUAGGAUAGCCUGAUCCUACACGGCUAUUGACCAAUCAAAUCAAGUUGCGUGUUUCACUGUAGUUAUUAUUAUAAAGUGCUUUCAUCGAAUUUCAUUACCGUGCGCAAACUAGUUUACAACAAACUUUCCAACACUUCAAAAAAAUAUUCUUCUCAAAAAUCUUCUCUGGAUCAACUGAACUUUUUCUACAGUUUUAUAGACAAAAUAACAGGUAAAUAUUAACCUAGAAUUUUACUUAUCGACAGGGUUAGCAGCUUUCUUCACUCUUCAGUUUUUUUUUACCACAUAAGACUUUAGUCUUUAUACAUGAUUUGCAAUGGCUGAGGGUAAAUAUUUCCUAGUGACUACGCUACGUUUAACCUUUUUAAUUUUAAGGGGCUGCUUUAAGGAGUGGUUCCUGACUUCCUGUUGAAAGAUUUCGCCAACAGUAAGUUAAUUUCAAAAUUUUUGCGCUUUAAUCCAUUCCGGACUCUAAUUAAUUAAAUAGCUCCACUGAUACAUUAUCAAAUUUUUUAACAGUUUCAAAAGCGUGAAGUAUUUUAUAAACCAUCAUUUUAGAGACAUUAGGACUGCUAAACACAAACGAUACUUCGAUCAAAUCGUAUUUUGAAGUCAAUUGUUAACUGUUCGAAGUUGGGGGCAAUUUAUACAUUAAACCUGACGCAUGAAUUAGCCAUGUCGACAACUUGUAGAUAUAUCUUCAAAUGCGAUUUGAAGUUCUUCAGAUGCGAUUUGAAGUUUGCCGUUUUCACUUAGGGAUCCGCCGUGAACAUCAAUCACAAUAUAAAUUGUGAAAAUAAAAAAGACUUAAAGACUCUUAAAGACUCCGUGUGCGCAUUAAAAACAUACUCCGGAAAACCGUCAAUAUCAACGAUGUCGAUGCUGAGACAGUGAGACCUGACACUGGGUACUUGACUCUGACACUCUGUGUCGGUAAUUCCGAUGGAAAUCAGUUAAGUUCUCAGACGGAAAAUAGCUGAAACGAAUCAAUUCUCGUUCUUAAUUCUCAAUCUUUUCCUCCGAUUUUUCAAUUGUGAGAUUGACGCCCGUAUUCUAAAAGCUCACUCACACUCAAUGAGUGGAGGUUCAAUCUGAGCUUCUCCGCUUGAGUGUCAAUGCUGUGUUUGAAUAGCUGGAGGGUGAGUAGUCACAUAGCCGAAGGUAUGAUCAUCACUAGCCCUCCUGCUAUUAAAAACAACAAUGACACUCGAGAGAAGCUCAGAUUGAACUUCCACUCAUUGAAUGCGAGUGAGCUUUUAGAAUACGGGCGAUAGUCUGGCUUUGAGCUUGCUAACGAGGUAAAAAGAGUAUUAAUUAACAGCAACAUGUAUUGUAAAAGAUUAAACCUCGGAUUAAAUUUAAGCUUAUUAAUCCGUCACAUAUUAAACUUAAGUUACUUAAAAGUAAUUGCUUUAGGGCUAGGCUGCUGAAUUAUUGCAGGGAGUAUUACAUAAAACAUAUACAACAUGUAGAAAAGCUUGAUUUCGUAAAAUUCCUGGUUUACACUAUAAAAAGUUUCUGUGAUCACAGUAUAGGAACUUUGCAUAGAUAAAUUCACAUAGAUAUGAUCACAUAAACUUUCACUGUCACUGGACCUCUAUGGUGAACAGUUCAGAACUGAUAUAGGAUAAAUAGAGCUAUGCUAUAAAUAAAAUUCGUUAAUUUAACUUGGGUUCAAGUCAAUAAUGGUGUGAUGGACACCAACCGAGAGACCUUGUUUGACAUUACUAUGAUGUCACAAUGACGUCAUUCCACUCGAAAUCCAUCACUGAGUGAUUUUACACAAUGCAUGAAAUACUUAUAGGCGUCAUUGUAAUUAGUGUACAUCGUCCAUUUACGACAAUUAUUCACUUAAGAAUUCUAAAAUAUAAGAAAAUAAUAUUUACCGUUACUUAGGGAUCGACUACAAGUGGAAUUUUCAGUCCAGGUUGAGAAUUGAGCUACCGGAUAAAAUUGGCAGUGUUUAGUAGAGUUACUGUAAACAUAGCCAUCAAUAUAUGAACAUAUCAUUCAUACGAUAGUUCGGGAACUACACAGAAGUCAUUGACUUAUGUUUUUGUCUGAGUUCAUGUUAAUUUGUGCACAGUUCAUGUUAAUUUGUUCAUUGUGAGGUGAAACGUGCAAAGGUCUUCUAUUUUUGGCUUUGAAGCAUGUCUAAUCAAACAACUUAACUGCUUCCAACGCCUAAACUUUGCAGGAAAAAAAUUGCGGGAUCUCAGCUAGCGAUAAUCUCCCAGACUGACUCCACCCUACAGACGUAAAAACGCACAAGUUGUUACAGGUCUGCAAACAAGUUGUUAUACAAAUCUGUUCACAAGCUGUCGACAAGUUGUGUUCGCACUGCUUGUUCCAAGUUGUUGUAACAAGUUUGUAACAAGCUGUUAACAACUUGCAACAAGUUUGAUGUGAUUAUCAGACUUGUUUAACAAGGUCGUUCCAACAAGUCUGAUGCAGUCAUUAUUAUCAAUAACAAGAAUGUCACAAGGUUGACGACACAAGGUUGUAACAAUAUUAUAUCAUGACUGUAUCGGAUUUGUUGAAACAACCUUGCAAUAAGUCUGAUAAUCUAUCAACAAGGUUGUUACAAGUUGUUAACAGCUUGUUUCAAAUAACGCGGAUUAGAACACAAAAGGACGAGGGUCCAUAUCAUACAAUUUACAUUUUGAAUGCACUCCAGAAUUUUAUUUUAUCAUUUUUACAUACAUAUAGUUCAGCAAUAAUAAACUUAAAUAUCUUUGUACAACAAGUCAUAUUUUGGGAUGUUUUUUGGAUCAAUUGGACAAGUCACGAUUAGCUUUCCCCUCAUAGCACCACGAUAUAUGACUUCGACCAAGUCGAUAAAAUCUUGCUUGGUCUUGAAGCUUCCAAUGAAUUUUGUGUGGUCUGGCGUGCUGAAAAUAGACAAUGUGAAAAAAUAGGUACACUUUUGUGUACAUUUUUAUGCAAUAUUGGGUCGUUCCAUUCCACAAAAGAUCCACACUCCCCCAAGGUUGAAAUUUCUGCCAACCAGAAGGGGAGGGAGAAAAAUUUGUUUCUGGUAAUAGUGUAUUAAGGAAUCUGAAGGGGGUGGGGGAAUUGACUUCCAAUUUCCUUCUGCAGAGGAGGUACAGAUGUUUUCUGGAAUGACCCAUUUCACAUUUCUUAACAAAUGAUGUUGAUUCUUUUCAUUAUAUGUAGACGUUUUGUGUCGAUCUAGAGGUAAAUGAAUAAAUUGAAGAAAGAUGUAGUUUCAUUGAGUACACAUUUCUUUGAAGAACUUACCCAUAAUCAACUUUCAUAUGUUGGCCAUUAAAGAAAAAUAUUGUUGCUGGUGUAAGGGUAAUAUCAAAAUAUUUCACGUACACUGGAACACUGUCCGCAGGAAUGAUAUAAAUUUCAGCCAUAUUGGAAAGCGAUUGCUUCGUCUUGGCAAGCUAAAAUGAAUGAAAGUUGACCUAAUUAACCCAUUGAGUGGGAGCACUAUCACCAUGACGAGUAAAAUCGUCUGGCAUUAGACGGAGUAAAAUAAUGUGCAUUGCUAGUCAAAGGGUUAAAAGGAUAUGUGGGCAAGUUUCCUGACAGGAUGCGUGGGCAAAUAGUUAUAAUUAACCGAGUAGAAUGACAUCAUCUCGCUUGGGAGAAUGUGCGAUGUUUUCAUGUCAAGACAUUCAGCAAUGCGACCACAUUCCUAAUGUCAUGAAAUCAACAUUGUGGGAAUAGCAACAUCUGAUCGGUCCAUGAUAAAUUAUAUCGACAUAUCUAAAAAUAAUUUCACAUUUUAACAUUUGAAUGUUUUGACACUGAAACAUGACAUGUUUUUCGGGUGAGAGGAAGAAUCAACGAUUUUGGUAAUAACAAUCUGGUCCAGGUAGCAUCUCUAGUAUUUACCACUCACUAUAUCAUCAACUCUCAUGCAUUCCUGGUCACUCUCUCUACCAAAUCUCAACACUAAAACUUUAUCUUCUGUGCAUCUAAUUGCAUUGUCGACCUCUGUUUUCGACCCGAGCUUGCUUAGAACAUAGCUCAUGGCUACCUGGGAAAAUUACAACAUCAUUUGUACAUUAUAUUUGCAGUAAAACCACGAAAAAUUGCGGUUUUCAGGACGCCAUAUUGAAUUGUUAACCUGAGCUUUGGAGUGCAUUUCGCCGGGGGUUAAAUUCGUGGGGUUUAAAAUCACUUCCGCGAUUAAACUGACAUUCAAUUUUCAAAGAAAAUGUGUAUUUUCGUAAAUAUUAGUGAAGAAUUAUUACACCUAAGGUACAAGUUAGCUUUGAAUAAGGCUUCUAAAGUUUAUUUUAAUGGAAGAGGAACUGAAAAACCGGGAAAUUCUGUAUGAUACUAAUCCCCGGGUAUGUUUUCCCGCUGCUUAAGUCCGGUGCAUACUGGGUAAUAAUUUGCGAGUUCCUUGACCUACGUUCGGUUCAAGUUGAAGUUCGAAGGGCAGAAAUUACAAAUUUGAAUCGACACACGUUUAUCCGAACAUCGUGAACUUUUGGCGCAAUAAACAAACAAAAUCGGACAAGAAGCUGCGAACAGCAAUGACCGACACUACAAAUACACAGCCUGCAGAGUUAGGCGGUGAGUAUGUGUGGUUUUAUGGCUAAAAUAACGCUCGAUGCUGAACGUUCCAGAAUUCAAAACAACAGCACACCGUAUUAUAAAUGCAACUUAUGAAGAUUGCCCAGGCUACAGUUCCGUUUAUGUUGCCCCGCAAAUUUGAAGCAUGUGUGGAAACCUGUAAGGCCUUUGUAUGAAGGAAUGAAAGGCCUCGUUUUGCGCUGUUUUGCGAGGAAUUUCGAUUUAAUGCUCAACAGGAGAAAAUCGAUGUUUGUCGCAGUCAAAAUAUAUAGCGUGUAAUAUUUUAAAAUUUCGGCUUGCAAUUGUUACAAAUUCUGUAGGUUACCUUGACCCCUAAUGGGGAAAAUUCAAUUGUACCGAAUAAUCUUAAGAACGUACAAUACAGUAUGAUACAGCAUGCUACGGAAAUAAGUGGGUAUUAUUAUAUUUUAUAUAUUAUUGUACUUGGCUAGAAUAUACAAUAUUUCUGCACAGUAUAUAUUACCGUGGCUAUAUCGUAUUAAAAUUGCUAAAAUUAAAUCGGUUUAUAAUAUAAUAUAUUUAACGAAAUUUGUUUACGUUUUGUAAAAGUCUGUAAUGAAGCUAUUAAGUUCAGACAUAAUAGUUUAUGAAAGUAGAUAAAAUGCUAGUUUUUAUUUUGACGUGCAAAAUUAUGUAUAAAUGUCUGUUUAUUUUGUUCAUAUGUGCUUUCGGUUUUGAUAUUUAACACGAACGGAAAGGCGGAAAAGCGAUCUUGCUGAUCUUGGGAAGAGGUUUUUCUCGAGGAUUACAAUAUUUGUAAAGUAUAUGCAGUUUAGUUGGAACAGUUUUAAGAUGCACAAACCAAAAAAUAUAUGAUGAACUAUUAAAGACAAACAGAUUUCAUCGUGGUUCUCAAAUAAAAUUUGUCAUUGCUUUGUAUUUGCUGUGUGGGUUUGUUGUAAUAGCCUGUUAGUUUGUUCAGAAUCGUAAAUGUUAGGAUCUAUUCAGAAACGAGUAUGUCUUUGUGUUCCCGGUUCAGUUAUAAAAUUUUACAACAGAAUUUUUCCAGUUGAUCAGUGGUUUAAUGAAAUUUGUUUUCCUGCAAGAGAAUUGGAGACUUAUUAGACCAAGAGAGCAAUUUGCCACUCCCUAGCUUUGUUGAAAAUUGGGUCAUUCCAGAAAAAUCCAUACCUCCCCCAGGAAAUUGGAAGUUAACCCCCUCUACCCCCUUUGGAUGUCCUAAUUAUGACUUCUGACUAUUAUGAGAGACAAAUAUUUAUUGCCUUCCCCUCCGACCGCAGAAAUUUCCUUCCUUCGAGGGAGUGUGGAUCUUUUCUGGAACCACCCAUUUAAGGUUUAAUGCUGCAACCCUUGGUUAUAACUUAAUUUACUUGUUUCAGAUAACCAUGAAAUCCCGGCAUAUACACCUUCGGUUGGGACACCCGUCACCACACUCACACAGCACUUCUACCACCCUCGCCCCAUGCUUCCUGCGACAGCUUUUGCAUUUCCAGUAAACCUCCAAGCACAGCAACUAUCAUUCCCGAUGCACUACCCUAACCCAUAUUUCUACCCUAUCAUACCCUCGAACAAUGCAUCAAUUCCAUAUCAAAAAUCAUAUCCAUAUUACGAGUCAGUUAUUCAGUCCACAAUACCCGAGCCAACAGGAAGCAGUGAUCAAGAUGGUCCGAGUCCGGCAAAAAAAUCUAUGCCUGCAAUCGUAACCAAAGAAGAGACCAUGUCCCCCCUAUCGCCCCUAUCCCCAACUGGGCCUCCGGUAACGUCGCACCUAAACAUGUCCAACACCUCAGGGGGAAACCCUAGCACUUCAGGGAGCCACUUUAACUUCUCCCAAUCACCACACACUGUUAAUCAACCCAAAGUGGAGGUAAUGAGCGAGAGCGCGAAGGAACGUGCACCUUGCUUAGCAAUGACUUCGAGUCAUACAAGGCAAAUGAAUGUUGUAAUGUCGCCAAGUACACCUGUUACCCAAACCACUAGUCAUUCACCAACCGCUAUCGGCACGUUUGGAAGUUCGCCCACCUCGGACAAAGACCAAGAUUCAGUUCAAAGUGCCGACAAUCAACCGACGGUUUGCGUGAUUUGUGGCGACAAAGCGACAGGCAAUCAUUAUGGAGUAACGAGUUGCGAGGGGUGUAAGGGGUUUUUCAAACGAACUGUUCAAAACAAAAAAGUGUACACGUGUAGGAAUUUAUCGAAAGAUUGUCCAAUCGAUAAACGACAUAGAAACCGUUGCCAGUUUUGUCGCUAUCAGAAAUGCAUUGCUGCUGGUAUGCUAAAAGAAGGUAUGAACAUUAGACUUAAUUUCUGAUCAGCGUGUGUCUUAGUAUUAACUGUGUCAGCGUCUUUUUAGCAACAGUGGCGGAAAUCUUGGUGGGGCGGAAAUUGAUGAAUUUUCGGAAAUUUUGACCUAAAAGAGGGCUAAAAACAGUCUUUUCAAGUGCAAAUGGGGGGUGUGUGUAUUGGAAAUUUGAAAGUUUUGUUGUAAAUUUAGGAGGAUUUGCCCUCCCCCCCCCGGAAAAAGUGAAUUUCCGCCACUGUUUAGCAAAUACAGAUGUACCCUUGUAAAAUAUUGUACUUAACUUGAUAGAACCAGAGGCAUAGCCGCAGGGGGGAAUGGGCUGGGGGUCCGGACCGGACCAUGUUACUAAUGUAGACCAUGUUACUAUUAACUACAGAUUAGUUACUGUCGUUCCAAUUGAAGUGUUGCUGAAAUAUUGAUUCAAUACAUUACCUCGGGCUGGCCAAUUCAUUUGAUCAAGUUCCUCGAGAUAUUCAUGCACUUCCUGUGAAAGAGCCAAUUCCAAGUAUUUGAUCAUUUCUGGUCACUUCCUUUCUAUUUAUGAUUGGUUAGCUGCACAAACAACAAAGGUGAUUGGUGCAUUCAAACUAUGCAACAGGAAGUUUACAAUUAUACUAGGAAGUGUAUGAAUAUCUCGAGGAACUUGAUGAAAUGAAUUGGUCAGCCCGAGGUAAUGUAUUGAAUCAAUAUUUCAGCAACACUUCAAUUGGAACGACAGUAAUUACCGAUUGCUAAUUAGUUAUUUAUUGUGGUUUGUAUUUUAAACGUUUUCUAAUAUAAAAAGCACAUAUUCUCAUGCAAUUUGCAAAGACACAUUUUCUCAUAAAAUUUUCAAAACGUGAGACUCCAUUAUUUCAGAUCUGUACAAUUUGAAUUGCUUUAAAACUCGCUUGUGCACAUUUUCUCCAAAUCGGACUCAAAAGCCUUUCUGUUACAAAGCGUUACAAAUUAUUAGAUUUGUUUCUAAUUAGCGGUAAUUGUUACUUAGUAACUAAUUGUCACCCUGUUAGUCAAUUGACAAUUAACGCAUAAUGUGUUAAUUGCCUGUUUCAGCUGUUCGUGAAGACAGAACCCCAGGCGGUAAACACAAGAAUUCAAACCUGCUCAAAAUAAAAAUCCCUGCUUUGGAGGACAUUCCACAGGUGGUGCAGAUCGGUUAUUGGUCCAACCCACUUAUCGAGAAAUUCUUGGCCAUCAGCAACCUAACUAUCCCCCCACUCAACAAAGACGCUCGAAUAACCGAUGUGAAAGCACAAACUAUAAACUAUGUCGUCCAACUUGCCGACUGGCAAAUUGAAGAGGUGUUGGGCUGGUUUGAAAGACUUGAAUUUUUGGCCGAAAUCGGCGUGGAAGAUCGAAACGUUUUGGUGCAAAAUUCGCUAAUGGAGAUACUAGCGUUCGGAAUGGCUCGAAGGUCGAUGAACAUUGGCAAUAGUCUAUUGCUGGGCGACGGAGUUUUUUUGGACAUAGAGACGGCGAGCGUAGCUGGAAUUGGAGAAAUCGCGCAGAGAGUUUUGCAACUGUCGUCAAAGUUGAAUGAACUGAAGUUGGUCGAAGAAGAAUAUGUUUGUUUGACGAUCAUAGUGUUGUUGAAUCCAGGUUAGUGUUCGGCCUGUUUCAAACGUCGCAUUUUAUAAGUGUCGAAUUCAAAAGCUUGAAUUAUGUACCUGCAAAGUUGGAUGUCUGAAACAAUUAAGUUCGACGUUUCUAAUGGAUGAUUCUAGCUAUAUAUAGACUAAAUUUUGAUCUAGGCAAGAAGAACAAAGUCCAUCACCACAAGGCACAGCUAGAAAGAGCAUCGGUUAAAAUUAGUAAAAUUGCAAAGUUUCGCCGCGAAAUGUUGUAAAAUGCGGAAAAUAUACAUUAUAUGUUUAUGCGCAUGCAGAUUUAGCACAAAAAUACUCCGUUGGUCUGCAGGGAAUUUUUGUCUCCAGGUUGUGCUCCCAGGAAGAAAAUUCUUUUCCCCGCCCUGGCCAUGACUAGAAUUUUGAACUUUUUCUUUUCAAGACAUCAGAGGUUUACAGAAUCAAGAAUUGAUCGAGAGACUGCAAGAUCAAGUCCACACAAACAUGCAGGAGUACAUUACACAUCAUUAUCCUGGUCAACCCAACAGAUUUGGAAACGUCCUGUUGCGUUUGCCCGAACUUCGGUCGAUCAGUACGAAAAUCACCGAGCGUUUGUUCUUUUUAAAUGUCACUCAUGCAGACUAUUUCAACGUUAAUACGCGACUCAACGAGUUCUUAUAUACACCAAAAUGAGGAGAUGUGUAUAUGUACUAUAGCGUUCGGAGGUAUGUAAUAUCUGUGACAAAUCCACGUCUUUACAACUGCACACAUAAAAGUGUAACAUGUUUUCAACAAGAUGUGUUCGCAACGGACUUGUCAACAAGUUGUACUAUAACGAUAUUGAUAUUUUAUCAACUUGCUACAGGGUUGUCACUCACAACUUGUUAAUAAGUUGUUACUUGUUAGAUAACAAGUUGUGAUAGAACAAGUUGUUAAAACAACUUCGUAACACGCUUGUUGAGCAGUGGUGAAUCCAGCAAAGUUUUUUUUUUGGGGGGGGGGGUGCUAACCAAUGGCGAAACGAGCGCCGAAGGCGCGAGAUUUCUAGGGUGGUCCGGGGGCUUACUACCCCGGAAAAUUUUUUAAAUUUGGGUCUCUGAAAUGGCAUUUCCAACAUUCUGAGAAAACAUUCUGGAAAAUUUUUAGAUUCUCAAAAACAUUUAAAAAUUCAGAAUAUUUAAUAUGCCAUGGCUAUUCCGCUAUUGUCAACUAGUGAUGCGCAACUGAAUUCCUUAACAUAAGUUGGUUAGAAUUACGAUAAACGUCAUUUUUGCACCCCCCCAUGCACCCCUGUUGACAAGAGCCUGGGGGGUGCGCACCCCCCCUAAAUCCACCACUGUUGUUGAGUCAACAAAGUUGUAACAAGUUUAAGCUGUAGACAGUAUUGGUUCAAGUAUUCCAAAGUUAGGUUCGCUCCUAAGAGUGUUAACAUUUGUGACGAUGACUACUAUUCUUACAUUAAUACAGAUCUGUAGAUUUGAUAUCUGUGUUUUUGAUAAUGAUAGUAUAUAUAUAUGUGUAUUAUAAUUGCAGUGCUGGGUUGCACUUUAAACUAGACUUUUCAGAAGUCUCACACCCGUAUAGAUGGAUGCCUUGAAGCACCAAUGCACCAUCACGCAUGAGAUGGCGGUCGACCGGCAGAGAAAAUGAUGUAUUUUCAUGGUGGUGUGCAAGUUGUCAAUGGUUGUACGUCACCGUCUGGCUGUCGGAUGACAUUGACAAAGGAUUUUGCUUGUUUGCAAUGCAAAUAUCAUGGAACAUGGCGAAAAUCUCUUUGUCUUUUGAAUCCCAUGGGAUUGUUUGCACAUCACUUAUGCUGUAUGUAAUACAACUAUUUUUUGCUCAUAUACUGUAUCAUAAGUAUUGAAGUUGGCAACCACCUUUUUGCCUUGCGCUAUAAGCGAAAAUUGUUGUCCCGUAAGUAAAAGUGUAUUGAAAUAUUACGUACUCUAGAGAAUAAUUAUUGUCAAAAAUGUCUAUAAAAGUUUAUAUACCAAGAGCUAUGAUGAUUUGUAAUGUGUCCUAAGAGUUGUAUAUAGAUAAGAAAUAUAUAUGUAUUUUGUAUUUUAGCAAAUUUGAAUUACAAAUAUACAUUACAAAAUCAGC
Messenger RNA from Paramuricea clavata, 14459 nucleotides. Lineage: Eukaryota; Metazoa; Cnidaria; Anthozoa; Malacalcyonacea; Plexauridae. The record is from the annotation of a GenBank genome assembly.